Molecule: messenger RNA, 1038 nt
Organism: Nymphaea colorata (pocket water lily)
Lineage: Eukaryota; Viridiplantae; Streptophyta; Magnoliopsida; Nymphaeales; Nymphaeaceae
Exons: 4
Coding region: 106-888 (260 amino acids)
Source: RefSeq, a predicted model, not a curated record
ACACGAAGAUUUAAACACACACAAAACAUAUCAGUUAUUCCCUUCGCCUUCGAUAAUAAUGGUCUUGCCAUUUUCCUUUCAUCUUCUGUUUAUUCCGCAGGGGAGAUGAGAGGAAAAAUGGUUAAGGCUGAGGAGGACGCAGAAGAGUUGAAAUCGAGGUUGGUGAAGGAGAUCUGCCUCAUCUCAUCAACAUCUUGUUCAUGCAGUCGUCCACGAUCCUUUCCUGGGAAAUCUGAGUUUGUGGAUUGGUACCGCCUUCUCUGUAUAGAAGAGGAUGCUGAGAUUGAUGUCAUCAGAAAGCGUUAUCAUCAACUAGCAUUGCAGAUCCAUCCUGACAAAAACAAACAUUCUAAUGCUGGAGUUGCAUUUAAGCUCGUCUCAGAGGCAUACGAAUGUCUGUCAAACACAACUAAGAGAGCUGAAUUUAACUUAGAAAGGACGAACAGGAUAUGCAGUAGAUGUCAGAGAUCAAGACCAUCCGAAGCCUGCGGCACUUUUGACAAAGUGAGAAAGGAGAAGGUGAAUGGCGCCGAGUUUUCUUCAAGAAGGGCUAGACAGGAAAAGGCAAGAAGGGAAAUGAAACAGGCAAUAAAAGAGGAAGCCACAGUGAUAGCCAGUUCCAUCAGCAUCUGCCAUCAGACACCCAGAAAUGAAUCUCCUAUCUUCGAUCCUGCCAUGUACAGUUUGGGAUAUCCUCAUCGAAGGACGCCUCUGGAAUGCUCCGGUCUUCUUGAUUCCCGUCGUCAGCAAAAGGACAUUUAUGCCUCCUCAAGAUGCAAUGGCGGAAGAAACCAUCAACGAAAAGCAGAGUUCCCAGUUUUCGAGAACUGCAAUAGAAUUUCAUGUAUCUCCCCCAACAGAACAAAACACACCGUUCUCAAGGUGUGACAACUUUUCUCCAACUCUUCAUUUGUUUUGCAUUUUUCUUUUUCCAUGAAGAAAUGGAGCAUCUGAGCAUGGCCAUUGCGGAUUGGAGAAUAAUUUACAGACUGUUACCAAACAUAACAGCCCGUGGCUGAAAUGGUUCCCGUUGAUAAU